This is a messenger RNA of Oldenlandia corymbosa var. corymbosa, 2760 nucleotides long. NCBI's taxonomy places the organism in Eukaryota, Viridiplantae, Streptophyta, Magnoliopsida, Gentianales, Rubiaceae. The record is from the annotation of a GenBank genome assembly.
AUGAGUUCGAGUUUUUACAACUCGAUCAAUACUUCAACUGCCCUUCUUUCAAGAACCCAGUUCCCUGCUUUGCUGCCAAAAGAUGAGCUUUUUCAGAUUCUGCAUCAAUACAACAGAGAAAAUGGUCAGCUUAGGAAGACCAAUAGAGUUAAGGCCGGAGCUACGUUGAGGGUGUCAGCUUCUCUGACAGAAAGUGUUGUUACAAAAGCUGAUGAAGAGAUUUCCAAGCCAACCCAGAAGAAGCUGAAAUUACUUGUGGCUGGUGGUGGGAUUGGCGGGCUAGUUUUUGCUUUGGCUGCUAAAAGGAAAGGGUUUGAUGUUAUGGUGUUUGAGAGGGAUUUGAGUGCCAUAAGAGGGGAGGGACAGUACAGAGGUCCUAUUCAGAUACAGAGUAAUGCUCUGGCUGCUUUGGAGGCUAUUGAUAUGACUGUUGCUGAAGAGAUUAUGAGUGCUGGUUGCAUCACUGGGGAUAGGAUCAAUGGAUUGGUUGAUGGAAUUUCUGGUAACUGGUACAUCAAAUUUGAUACUUUCACUCCUGCAGCAGAAAGGGGGCUACCGGUUACAAGAGUUAUUAGUCGAAUGACUUUGCAACAAAUACUUGCUCGUGCUGUGGGUGAGGAGAUAAUCAUGAACGAGAGUAAUGUAGUUAGCUUUGAGGAUGAUGGUAAUAAGGUUAGUGUUACUCUUGAGAAUGGACAGCGAUUCGAGGGAGAUCUUCUUGUUGGUGCUGAUGGGAUAUGGUCUAAGGUUCGAACAAAUUUGUUUGGGCAUAGUGAAGCUAAAUAUUCAGAGUAUACUUGUUACACUGGCAUUGCAGACUUUGUUCCUGCUGAUAUUGAGACGGUUGGGUAUCGAGUUUUCCUUGGCCACAAACAAUAUUUCGUUUCUUCAGACGUUGGUGGUGGGAAAAUGCAGUGGUAUGCUUUUCACAAGGAACCCCCUGGUGGUGUUGAUCCUCCAAAUGGUAAGAAGGAGAGGUUGCUUAAAAUAUUUGGAGGGUGGUGUGAUAAUGUGAUAGACCUGUUGCAAGCCACUGACGAAGAGGCAAUUCUUCGGCGUGACAUAUAUGAUAGAACACCAUCACUUAGCUGGGGAAAGGGUCGUGUGACUUUACUUGGGGACUCAAUCCAUGCAAUGCAACCUAAUUUGGGACAAGGAGGUUGCAUGGCCAUUGAGGACAGCUAUCAACUGGCCUUGGAGCUUGACAAAGCUUGGAAUGAAAGUAAACAAUCAGGGAAACCAGUUGAUGUUAUUUCAUCUUUGAGGAGGUAUGAGAGCGCUAGAAAACUAAGAGUAGCUGUAAUUCAUGGUCUGGCUAGAAUGGCUGCAAUCAUGGCAUCAACUUAUAAGCCGUAUUUGGGUGUAGGACUGGGUCCCUUAUCAUUCUUAACAAAAUAUAGGAUACCACACCCGGGCAGAGUUGGUGGAAGAAUAUUUAUAGACAUUGGGAUGCCCUUGAUGCUAAGUUGGGUCCUUGGUGGCAACGGAUCAAAGCUUGAAGGCAGACCACAGCACUGCAGGCUUACAGACAAAGCCAAUGAUGAAUUACGAAAAUGGUUUGAAGAUGAUGAUGCUCUGGAACGCGCUCUCAAAGCAGAGUUAGUAUAUAGCCAUCUUGAUGUCUCUUUCUUAAUUUCAUAGUCAAGAUAGAUAACGAGGGGUCCCUGUCAUUAAUCUUUCUCUUGUGACCUAUAGGUGGUUCCUAUUCCCGAUUGGUCAAGUGAAUUCUGAUUCGGAAGCCAUUUUCUUGCGCAAAGACAAGGAAAAUCCCAUUACAAUUGGGAAUGCUACUCAGGCUGAUACUACCGGAGUUUCGAUAGCUUUAUCUUCACCUCAGGUGAUAUAACUUAGCUAGUUUCUAAUUACCGCUUACAGUAACUCCCGGUUGCCUACCUUCCUAAAUGAAGCAAAACAUGGAUUCAGGUCUCCAAAUUGCAUGCACAAAUAAGCUACAAAGAUGGACAUUUCUACGUGACUGAUUUGCAAAGUGAAUUUGGCACCUGGAUUAUUGAGUAAGUCACAAGAAAUAUGGUUACCGCGAAAGGCUAUGUGAUGAGCUUUUUCUGUUUAGCACUAAUGUUAUUGAUCAAUGAUUUAAUGUAAAAUUGCAGCAAUGAAGGAAGGCGCUACCGGCUCCCUCCAAGCACACCAACCCGUUUCCGUCCAUCAGACUCCAUCGAAUUCGGCUCUGACAAGGUCCUUAUAAUUCUUCUCCUUCCUUCCUUGCUUCUUGGCUUUUAGUCUUAUACAACUACCAUACAGUUAAAAAGUAUAGAAACACGACGCCAACCAAUUAUUUUCUUUAUCAAUUUUCAGGCUGCAUUCCGGGUGAAGGCAAUGAAGAAUUUACCUCAAAUAACGUCAAAGAAUCCAGAGAAGGAAGUCGUUUCGGCUGUGUAAGAUGUAAAUGGAAGUCCCAGGACGGAUACACACGAAAGUCCUAUAGCAAUUUUGUUAUGGCAGCGUUAAUUAGGAGCCUGGUAAAACUGUAAAGUUGCACUUGCUGCCGGUUUGUGUAAAGUAGAAAGUUAUGUAGUAGUAACACCUACCUUUAUGUAAAAGGAAAACAAGAGAAAGACGGUGAAACAUGCGUACAUAGGGUGGAUUGAUUUGGGAAUGUCAUAGAACAGAUUACAGCUAAAGAUACUUUUGUAAUUUUAUAACAGAACUGAUGACCAAUUUGAUUCAUUGUCACCUGUCAUCUUCUAAUAUUUACUUGGAAAUGUUAUAAGAAAGCAGACCAUCUGAUUCUUUUUGUUA